This is a messenger RNA of Antechinus flavipes (yellow-footed antechinus), 5294 nucleotides long. It is a transcript of the gene TBC1D13, whose product is annotated as TBC1 domain family member 13. The coding region runs from base 53 to 1318 and encodes 421 amino acids. Gene Ontology annotation, biological process: activation of GTPase activity; intracellular protein transport. Lineage: Eukaryota; Metazoa; Chordata; Mammalia; Dasyuromorphia; Dasyuridae. Gene Ontology annotation, molecular function: GTPase activator activity. The transcript is spliced from 11 exons. The record is from RefSeq and is a predicted model, not a curated record.
AGUGAAAAAAAUAAAAAAUCCAAGUACUUACCUUCAAGAGCUAGAAGUACUUAUGGAUCUUUUAAAUUGGAUGUUCCUUUCUUUUAGAAUUGCAGAUUUCCAGGAUGUCCUAAGGGAACCCAAAAUUGCCCUGGGGAAGCUUCGGGAACUCAGUUUCAGUGGGAUCCCCUGUGAGGGUGGACUGCGCUGCCUUUGCUGGAAGAUUCUUUUGAACUACCUCCCUUUGGAGAGAGCUUUAUGGACCUCCAUCCUGGCCAAGCAGAGGGAGCUGUAUUCCCAGUUCCUGAGAGAAAUGAUCAUUCAGCCUGGCAUAGCUAAAGCUAACCUAGGUGUCUCUAGAGAGGAUGUCACCUUUGAAGAUCAUCCACUCAAUCCGAACCCUGAUAGUCGGUGGAACACCUACUUCAAGGACAAUGAGGUGCUGUUGCAGAUAGACAAAGAUGUCCGGAGACUAUGCCCAGACAUAUCCUUUUUCCAGAGACCUACAGAUUAUCCCUGCCUCCUUAUCCUAGACCCUCAGAAUGAAUUUGAAACCCUCCGGAAGCGAGUGGAACAGACUACAUUGAAAUCACAGACAGUGGCAAAAAAUCGGAGUGGAGUCACCAAUAUGAGCUCACCUCAUAAGAGCCCAGCCCCAAAUUCACUAAGUGAGUAUGAAGUGCUGCCCAAUGGCUGUGAAGCUCACUGGGAAGUGGUGGAGCGAAUUCUGUUCAUCUAUGCCAAGCUGAACCCGGGCAUUGCUUACGUCCAGGGCAUGAAUGAAAUUGUGGGCCCUCUCUACUACACUUUUGCCACUGAUCCCAAUAGUGAAUGGAAAGAACACGCUGAGGCAGACACAUUUUUCUGCUUCACCAACCUGAUGUCUGAGAUCCGGGACAACUUCAUCAAGAGCCUGGAUGACUCCCAGUGUGGCAUCACCUACAAGAUGGAAAAGGUGUACUCCACCUUGAAGGAAAAGGAUGUGGAGCUCUACUUGAAGCUGCAAGAGCAAAACAUCAAGCCACAGUUCUUUGCUUUCCGAUGGCUGACUCUGCUGCUGUCCCAGGAGUUCCUGCUUCCUGAUGUCAUCCGCAUCUGGGAUACCCUCUUUGCUGAUGAUAACCGAUUUGACUUCCUUCUCCUUGUCUGUUGCGCCAUGCUGGUAUUGAUCCGGGAGCAGUUAUUGGGAGGAGACUUCACCUUGAACAUGAGGCUGCUUCAGGUGAGUGACCUUCCCGGUGAUAAGUAUCUGAAGCAAAUUUUCUGCCUCCAACUACAAUUCUCUUAUUAUCUUGUCAGACUGAUAGAUAAUACAUUCUCAAAUAUGGACGACCAAUGAUAGAUUGGCAGAUGUCCAAAAACAGCACCAUAGACAAGCAUUGUUAAAUCAGUUACUUGGGUUAUAUCCUUUUUUCUAUUUUUUAAAAAUAUGGCCAGAUAUUUCUCUCUUCACCCCAUAACUUUUAAAAACAUUUUUUGGUCUUGAGUAGAUCUUUUUCCUUAACCUUUUUGAAGGAGGGGCCUUUUUUUUAUACUAUAGUUCAUUAUUUGGUGCAUUGUACAUGCUGCACCUAUAUUAGUAUAUGCAUACUAAACAAACAGAGCUCAUUUGAAACCACAGAAAAACUGGAAAUCAGAGCAGAGUGUAGUGCCAGAUUGGCUGUUGGAAAAGAGGCUAUGGUCAUGUUCAUUUACCUUAUAGAGGAAACAUAAAGUCUUGAUGUCCCAGGAGAUCAGCUUUGCCAUCUGUUGAAUGGAGAUGCAAACAGGGUCUAUUUAGUGUGAAAUUCAAUUGGAUGAGUUACCUAAGAAAGCUGGUGCUCAUCUAAAUUGUGUGCUGCAUUUUAUAAAAGUCUUUAUUAGUAUUCCUCAUCUUAGCAGCAGUUUCCUCCAGCCCUUGAAUUUUUUGUUGAUGGUAAGGAUUACAUCCAUGUACAAACCUCUUGUUUUCAUCCUUCUCCAGGAUUACCCCAUCACAGAUGUUCAUCAUAUCCUACAAAAAGCCAAGGAGCUCCAGGACUCGAAGUAGGUCGGUCAGAGCUCAGGACUCCAACUACUUAAGGAAAGGCCCUAUGGUCAGGGCUGAGUCUGUGUCAGCCCUUGGAGACUACCAGAAGGCUCCGCUUUGCCUGGAGCUAUUGGAGCAGUAGUACAGUUCAAGCUGAUUGAAUACCCUGCUCUAAGUAUCAUUCAUCCCCAUGACCCAAUCAGCACCUCUGAAGCAGCUCCAUUCUUUUAUAAUUUUUAUUUUCUUAGUUUGACUCUUCAUUAUCUGUCUGCUAUUUCCUGGUCAAUUUCCCUACCCCCAACACACUCCGCGUCUUAUCAGUGAUUUCUUCCCUGCUAUUUCAGGAUUGGAGCCAGCCAGGCUUACUUUCUUUAGGAGGAUUCUGUUAGGUGACUGGGCUAUGUGGAGGUUGACAAGGGUCCCUUCAUGAUUCUACCUCCCUAUUCUUCCCUUGGUCCUGCUGCUGGGGAUCAUAAUUAUUGCUUUUCCUGCAAUAUCACCUUCUAUCUUGGGAAUGGGUGGGGAAGUAAAGAACUGUCCAGAGGCCCUUCAUUCCUUCUCUUAACAGGGAUUUUGAAAACACCUCCUCUGAGAAAGCAACACUAGAGAAUCACCAAGAGGCUGAUUAUGAGGAACUUUUUUUAUGCUCUUGUUGUUUCUCUCUUCCUUCUCUUUCAUUCUUCUGUUUUGCUUUAUUUUAUUUCCCCUACCAAUAUGAUCAAAUGAAUUAGAUGAAUAGAAUCACCAGAUAGUGAAUCAUGUGAUGACACUAAAAACCCAUUUCCAGGAAGCCCAGGACAAUGUCAGUACUCUGUCAGUAUGCAGUCAGUAUGACUACACAGGUUUAGGACCUUCUACCCUAAAGUUCCUCACCUUCAAACCUCUGCCCACCUUUUUUGGCAGGUAUAAAGUGUUUUCUGAAUUUGGCAGGCCUAGGAUUCCUCACUGUCCAAUUAAAGAUCUCUGUCUUUGAGCUCAAGAUAGCUAAGUUUUGUCCUAUGGCUAUUUUGAGCCUGAUGCCAACUAGAAAAUCUUUGUUGCUUCUCUUCCGUUAGUAGUUCUUGUCGUUAGCACCCUAAAAUGGUACCACUUCUCAGGAAAGGGCUUAAGGACCAUGGAAAGCAGUAUAUCUCAUUUCUUCAGUUCAAAUCCAGGGUUUAACUGGAAAUGAAAAGUUCUUAAUAGGAAAAUGGCUUAGAAUUAUUAGCUUAUACUAUUGGGAAUAGGAAUAAGAUAAUGAGGAAACUGGAAUCAGUAGAAUGUUCCCACUGGGAUCAGUUGCUGACUUCAAUCAAUUGUUCAUAGGCACUUAUUGUAUUUACAUUGGAGUUUAUCUCCAAAGUGAUUUCCUGAUGCUAAUGCUAAGGACUAAGGAGCCUGAAGGUGCUAGUACAGGGAAAUCUGUUUACUUAGGGAAUAAGCCAGCUCUAUUGGCAUAGACACCAAAGCAGGACACUCUUAGAAGGCUUUGCUGGUCAGCUGGCUCUAGCUUGGCCCCUUUGGAAGCCACUUCUCCCCUUGUAGUGGGUGAAUGUGUGACUUUUGUGCAAAAGCAUGUUAUUUCUCUUUGGAGUUUGUAUGUAUGAUGUUAAGAGACAAUAGAAAGAAUAAGGUAUUAUUAUGGGGAAGGUACUAAAUUUUGUGGGUUUUUUUUUUUUUUUUACCCUUUCCUCUAUCACAUGCCAUCCAGCAGGACCAGGGUCUUGGGUCUGACUCUCCAGGCCUUCUCCCCAUUGUGUGCCUCUACAGGUGUUUCUCAAGCUUGAAUUCUGCCAUAUUCCUGAUAAGAAGACAGUUACUUUUGCUGGUCCCCAUUAUUGGUCCAGGGUCUUCAUUCUGUUUCUACCAGGGUCUUCUCAAUAAGCUUCUUUCUUCUGCUUUUUGCCCUUCUAGCUCUAUUGGUAUCUGGGAGACUUUACUAAAACUCCAUUAUUUAUUGCAAAUGAGUAGGUUUGGUGAUGGAAUUGAAUGUAUGACCCUUAUGACUUGUCAGAGUUUCCAGAAGAUCCUAGUACUUCGCUUCCCCUGUUUUAUUUUUGUAGCAGUCUGAUUACAGUUUCUGACAGUCUCUGCCACUUUUGUAGUCUUGGUUCUGAAAGAAGAGGGAAAAAAUAUAUAGAUGAUUUCCUUCCUUUUGGACUCCCCACCUCAUGGUACUUGUCCAGGUAGUUUCCUGGAUCAUUCCUUUUAAUUACUUCUGAUUGGAGCUCUGGAGUCUUUGGUACUCUAAGACAGUAAGAAGGCAAGUUGAACAUAAACAGCUUGUAGAAGAUAUUCUUCAUUUUCCACCCUAUCAUCAAGUUCUGUCUGCUGUCCUAGAGAAUUUCAAGGGAAAAGGCACACACUUGAAGUACUUCUUCCCCUUUAUUGGGUUUGAAGAAAAUGCAUUAUUCUGUCACUAAUUUUCCUCCUGGAUGACCCUCUCUAAAACUCUGAAGAAAGCAGGAAGGAAACUGAAUCAUGUUUUCUAAGUCUGACCCUCUUAAGAUUGUCCACCAGCUUUUCUCAUGGAGUAUUAGAGUAGGUGGUCCCUUCUCUGGUUUUUCUUUUUCCUCUUCCAAGGACCCUAGACUGGAAAAAUAUUCUGCUUUACCUUACAAUAUCAGGAUUGUACCUCAAUAUUUUUAUGGCCUGACAACUUUGGCUCAGGGGUCCAGCCAAGACUGCCCAGAUAUGCUCAGACACAUUCCCUUCUUGCCUUCUCCAGGCCUAUGCUGUGCGCUAUAUAUAUGUGUGUGUAUAUGUAUGUAUGUAUACUCUUCUAACAAAAUGUUCACCCCAGAAGCCUACCACCACUCUACUGCCCUCAGCUUUCUUGCCCAUAAAAGUAAGACUGGGGAUAUAAAGAAGAUGUUGUGUUAGCAAUGAGUCAAGCUGACAGAGGUUUAAAUUGGGAAGUGUCCAAACCAUUGGUCUUAUUUGUUGCAUACCUCGUUUUCCUUCCCUUUGAUUAAGCCUUCAGAUUCAAAUUGUAGACUCAUGAAAAUGGUCAAGUCUACAGACCUGAGUCCUAAGACAGGGGUCUCCUAUAAAGGCUGGUACCUAUAGCAUUGGGUGGCUAGAGGCAAGCCUUUCUAUUGGAGAAAUUCCUCAAGAACUGGACCUAAGGCCCCAGCCCACACAUAAAAACUUUUUCCAAUUUUGUGUGUGUGUGUGUGUGUGUGUGUGUGUGUUUAUGUUUAUGAUAUCCAGUACACUUUUCUUUGGAUUGCUCAGAAUGUCUUUUCUUUUAAAUUUUUUGUUUGUUAAUCAGUGCUGUUCAUUUCAACUUGUCUUAAUAAAUCAUGUGUCUUUGCUUUGCAACAGA